GACCUCCGGUCCAGAAUGUUUUCUAAAGAAGAUGCCUGUCAGGAACUGAAAGCCCAAGUGGAGACCUACAGAGAGAACCACGCCAGAAAGUCCUCCCUCCUCGCCUCCCUGAGAGACAGGGUUGGGGAGCUGGAGGCAGAAGCAGUGGCCCGCGCCGCCGCGAAGGCCAGGACAGAGGCCACGGCCCGCACGGCGGCCAAGGAGAACCAGGAGCUGAGGACGCGGCUGGAGGAACUCGACGAGGAACUGCAAAAGUGUUUAAAGGAAAACGAAGACAGUGAGCGCCGAGUCUCAGAGACCUGCAGGGAACACGAGGAAUUUCGGGCUCAACUUUGUGACUGCUUAGAGCCCGACAAGAGGACUGAGAGGACAUCGGAUGAAGAUUUAAUUCUAAAGCUUAGGGAACUGUGCAAGGAAAAUGCACUGGUGAAAGGACAAAUUAUUACCCUCGAAGAGACCGUGCAUGUCCAUGAGAUAGAGGCAAAAGCCAGCCGAGAAACGAUCAUGAGGCUGGUUUCAGAAGUCAACAGAGAGCAGAAAAGAGCUGCCUCCUGCGCCGAGGAGAGGGACAGGCUGAACCAGGACUUGCUCAGUGCUGUCGAGGCAAAAGAAGCUCUUGAAAGGGAAGUUCAAAUCUUCCAAGAAAGGCUGCUUGCUGGCCAGCGAGCCUGGGAUGCCUCGAAGCAGGAGCUGAGCCUCCUGAAGACAGACUCUUGCGAGUUGGAGAAAAGGUUGAAGGCCAGCCUGGAUGCAGCCCUGGCCUCGCAAAGCCAGCACGCCUCCUUUAGGGAGAAAAUCGCAGCCCUCCUGGGGGGCAGCUCGCGCAUGAUUGGGUCCACAGAGGAGGCCGUUUUGGAGAAGAUUCGAGAAAUGGGCAGCCAGGAAGAAAGCCAGAAAAGGAUGGUCUCCCAGCUUGAAGCCCAAAUAGCUGAGCUUGCUGAGCAGUUGGAAAACGAGUGUGGGUCCCACCAGAAGGCUCUGCAGAGAGCCCAGAAGGCGGAAAACAAGUUGGAGGCUCUUCAGGGGCAGCUGGCACACCUGGAGGGGGAGCUGGUGUCUGGAGAUGUUUUGCGAGACAGCUUGAAUUUUGAGAAACAAAAGUAUCUUAAAUUUCUGGAUCAGCUCUCAGAGAAAAUGAAAUUGGACCAGAUGGCUGCUGAACUUGGCUUUGACAUGCGUCUGGAUGUAGUCUUAGCUCGCACUGAGCAGCUGGUGCGCCUCGAGAGCAACGCCGUCAUUGAAAACAAGACCAUUGCCCACAAUUUACAGAGAAAGCUCAAGACCCAGAAAGAAAGACUGGAGAGCAAAGAGCUGCACUUGAAUCUCCUGCGGCAGAAGAUAGCCCAGCUGGAGGAAGAGAGGCAGAUGCGGACGGCCCUGGCCGUGGAGAGGGACGAGGCCACUGUCACCAUACGGAAGCUGCAGAAGCAGGUGGCACGGCUGCAGAAGGAGCUGAGCGUGUGUCGAGAGGUGAACACCGAGCUCAAAGCCAGACUGGCCGACACCAAUGAGCUCAAGAUUAAAACUCUGGAACAGACCAAGGCCAUUGAAGACCUCAGAAAAUCCAGAGACAAACUGGAGAAGAUGAAGGAAAAGGCUGAGAAAGAGCUCAGGUCUGUCAGGUCAGAACUGGACACUACGGAGCACGAGGCCAAGGAGGACACGGAGAGGGCCAGGCACACGAUAGAAGCGGUGACCAGCGAAACGAAGGCGCUGAAGAAGUCUCUGGAAGAAGCAGAAAAGAGAGAAAAGCAGCUGGUGGACUUUAGGGAGGUGGUUUCCCAGAUGCUGGGCUUGAACAUGACCAGCCUUGCUCUUCCUGACUAUGAAAUCAUCAAAUGUCUUGAAAGACUGAUCCAUUCCCAUCGGCAUCACUUUGUCACCUGUGCCUGCCUCAAAGAUGUGACUACCGGGCAAGACAGGCACCUGCAAAGCCACUUAAAACUUCUUCAUUGA
Molecule: messenger RNA, 1956 nt
Organism: Miniopterus natalensis
Lineage: Eukaryota; Metazoa; Chordata; Mammalia; Chiroptera; Miniopteridae
Source: RefSeq, a predicted model, not a curated record